GUAGGUUUCAAGUGGGAGGGGCUUUCGGGGGGUGACGCGCUCCGGUGUGGCGGCAAGCGACCGGGCUGAGUGAGGAGGAGGCCAGUCGACACCAUCCAGAGAGGAGCCGCAGGGAUUUGUGUCACUUUUACGCUCGAUUCGCAACUCCUACUCUGUCGAGAUGUCCGACGACGAGCAGGAGCAGACCAUUGCCGAGGACCUAGUGGUUACCAAGUACAAGAUGGGCGGCGACAUAGCCAACCAGGCUUUGCGUCUGGUUGUGGAAGCGGCCAAGGCCGGAGUGUCUGUGCUCAGCCUAUGUGAGAAGGGCGAUGCCUACAUAAUGGCUGAAACUGGGAAGGUCUUCAAGAAGGAGAAGGACAUGAAGAAAGGCAUUGCCUUUCCUACCAGCGUCUCGGUUAAUAACUGUGUUUGCCACUUCUCCCCCCUGAAGAGUGACCCUGACUACACACUUAAAGACGGAGAUCUGGUCAAAAUUGACCUCGGCGUUCACGUAGAUGGCUUCAUUGCCAACGUUGCUCACAGCUUUGUGGUGGGAGCCUCUAAGGAGAACCCUGUCACAGGCCGCAAAGCUGAUGUUAUCAAAGCGGCCCAUCUGUGCGGCGAAGCCGCGCUUCGCCUCGUCAAACCUGGUAACCAGAACACCCAGGUGACAGAGGCAUGGGGCAAGAUCUCCCAGUCAUUCAAGUGCUCACCUAUCGAGGGUAUGCUGUCUCAUCAGCUAAAGCAGCAUGUCAUCGAUGGAGAGAAGACCAUCAUUCAGAACCCAACAGACCAGCAAAGGAAGGAUCAUGAGAAGGCAGAGUUUGAGGUGCACGAAGUUUACGCUGUGGACGUCUUGGUCAGCACAGGAGAAGGGAAGGCCCGAGAUGGCGGUCUGAGGACCACCAUUUAUAAGCGGGACCCCAGUAAGCAGUACGGCCUGAAGAUGAAGACUUCUCGUACUUUCUUCAGUGAGGUCGAACGGCGCUUUGAUGCCAUGCCCUUCACUCUUAGAGCAUUCGAGGAUGAGGCCAAAGCCCGGCUGGGAGUAGUGGAAUGUGCUAAGCAUGAGUUGCUGCAGCCCUUCAGUGUGCUACACGAGAAAGAGGGAGAGCUUGUAGCACAGUUUAAGUUCACAGUGCUGCUGAUGGCCAAUGGACCUCACAGGAUCACCAGCGGGCCCUUUGAGCCAGAGUUCUACAAGUCAGAGCACGAAGUCCAGGACGCAGAGCUCAGGACUUUGUUACAGAGCUCUGCAAGCCGGAAAACGCAGAAGAAAAAGAAAAAGAAGGCCUCAAAGACAGCAGAAAACGCAGCAGGACAGCCAAGUGAGGAAACAGAAGCAGCAGAAUAAAUAACUGCGAUGACACCCAUGCAAGAAGAGCCCAAAGAGAAGCAAGAAAUCGACCCCGCUGUCCUCCAGUCACUCUGAAGAGCUGAUUUCACAAUUUGUCCAAUUUAUAAAAGCAAGAACUGGAAGUGAAUAUUUCAUAAGCGACAUUCUGUUUCUUGAAGUCAUGGAUGCCAAACCCUUUACUGCAUUACAGGAAAGGACAUAAAGAAAGGUUAAGUGAGUGUGCUUGUUUCUAAAAAAUAAUCUACUUUACUGUACUAGUUACAGCUAAAAUAUUCACCCUCUAAAACAUCUAAAGCUUACAUUGGGCAUUAACGGGACUAACAAUUUGUUUUUGAUGUCCAAAUGUGAUUAAAGAAUUUUUGGAGCUGUUGCUUUCAGCACAUAUCCAAUCGAAAUACACUGUGUGUCUGUGACCAUGUUUCUCUCAAAUUCCUGAAUGACUUGUUCAAUCAUAUCAGUCCUAUUACCCUGUUGUUCAUCGGCCAUUUCGAUGGACAUGCAGUAAAGGGUUGUAUUUGGUGCUUGUCACUCAUGAAAACUGACAGAAUAGUUUCACAAGUGUAGAGUGCAAAUGACAGUAUUUACAAGGUUUGUAUGUCAUAGACAACGUGCGUCAUCUUGGUCAGAGAUCAUAUUUUUCAAAGAAAAUUCCCACUUCCAAGUUGCGAAGUGAAAGUAAAAGGGAAAACGGGUGUUGGGGAACAAAUGCUAAAUUUACUGCCAUUAAAUGUUGACGAGAGAAGCUAUGCAGAUUUUCUGCUUCUGAAGAGAGCUUCUCAGAUUUGAGUGGAGACCUUGUGGGUUCCGAUUUGUCCAAAUCUGCAAUCCUGCAUUGUAGCUCAGUCAGAGGGCAAAUUACUUUUCAACAGACUACAACAAACGUUUUCAUAUUCCUUUGUUUUCAAUAAAGGCACAUUUAUGCCUAACAUUUACAAUUUUCUUUAUUGUGAUGUGCAUUUCUCCUGGUCUCUGUCCAACCCAAGUGCAAUAGUCGUGAAUGGUUGCAUAAAUGUAUAAUGUAACUAAUUCUCCAUUAUAAUGCAGUCAUUCUCAAACCUUUUACACCAAGUGCCACAAAAAAUACUGAGCGCGCCAGUUGCCAACAUCAUGAUCAACAUUAAAAUACAGUGGCGUAUUAGGUCCAAGUGUUCAUGCAACUAUUGCAAGGCACUGUAACAUACACAGAGUAUUUGCACAGAAAAUUGUACUAAAAAGUUAAAAGUCCUGUAUUUUGGCUAUUUAGACCGCCAUAGAGUGACUAACUUGGACUUAGUAUAAAAGUGUAAAUUAAAAAAAAAAACACCUUGGUUUUGUCAUACGAGUACAGAAAAGGCCCCUCUGACAGCUACUUCUGUUUGACCCAGUUUUGUAUCCGCUUUGUCCAUAUUUGGCUAACACCGCCCCUUUCCUCUGAUUGGUUGCGUCCGUGUAGAAGACCCACUUGUGAGAGCACAUGCAUUUGUUAUGUUGACAGCGCUGGCUCAGGAGCGGAAAGGUAGCGGUCCUCAGAACUGUGAGGGAGAUGCUCUAACCAGUCGUCCACCGUGCCGCCUUGACAAAAUAUGCCCCCUUUAAAUAUAACUGUACUUUGGCAAUGAUUCCACUUGGUACUCGUACUACAUAAUCUCAUGUAAAAUUAACAAUGGUUAUUUUCUAAUUUUUUUAUGAGCAAUAAGAUGUAAGUGAUUUUAAAAGCAUGGUAAGCAGGCUCGCUCACGUGGUGUGUGAAAGAAUCACUGAAAUAAAUGUUCAAACUGCAUGUUAUAUUGUCUUUUUUUUUUUUUAUCCAAUGCAGUACAUUUGUUAAAUACAGUUACGUUGUAUUACAUUGAAAAUUAAUAUUUUUUUUAAUGAGCACUUGGGCCUACUACGAUACUGUAUUUUAAUGUUAGCCAUUAUGGUGGUACUUGGAGAGCUAAGUAUUUUUUGAUGUGGUACUUGUAACUUGAUGUAAAACGUCGAAGAAACACUGGCGUCAACCUAUGAAACUACAACUCCCGUCAUUACAAAGACACCAUCCUAGGGGUACGUUCGGAAAUUCACUCCAAGUGCGCUCUCUCUCCGGAACGUUCGGCAACUCAGAGAGUUGUUAAAUUGUGCCGUUCGGUUAUUCAUUCCCUCGCUCUGACUGAGUAGACAGAGCGGCCGGAACGUCAGGCAGGACGAAAUGUUUACAGGCAGAAGUGACACAUUCAAUAUGGUGGACGCGCUCGUUCGCUCAUAAAUUCAUAGAAAAUUGAGCGCGCUCUGGCUCGUUGAACACAGCACUCUCAGAGCGCAGUGAGAGCGUCAAAUUGCAUUUCCUAGUCGAUGGCGCUUGAAAGUGACGUCACCGUCGUUAUAAAUCCAACCCUCGUAUUUCGUCACAUCCUCUUUCCGUUGCCCUUUUCGCUGUGAGACUCUUCUCCGCACGAUGAGAGCUAAGUGGAGGAAGAAGCGCAUGCGCAGGCUGAAGCGUAAAAGGAGAAAGAUGAGGCAGAGGUCAAAGUAAAUCCUCAUCGUGUCAGCUGCAGCCUGUUGGACUUUCUUGUAUGACUGAAUUGGAUCCACUGGGCCACCUCCAACUUGGUUUCUGACAGCAACACCUCAUCCACCUACCUGUGAAAGUCUACAAGAUGGCACCAACCCUGGCACUAGACAUCAGAGCUGCUGUUUUGCUUCAUGGACCAUGAAACAUCUUGUUUAUCUGGCAACUGUCAUGGUGUAUUGAACAAUAAAUGAACACUGUUCCAAA
Phyllopteryx taeniolatus (common seadragon) is the source of this 4073-nucleotide messenger RNA. RefSeq names its product proliferation-associated protein 2G4. The record is from RefSeq and is a predicted model, not a curated record. NCBI's taxonomy places the organism in Eukaryota, Metazoa, Chordata, Actinopteri, Syngnathiformes, Syngnathidae. The coding region runs from base 161 to 1336 and encodes 391 amino acids. The transcript has 16 exons.